Lates calcarifer (barramundi perch) is the source of this 6300-nucleotide messenger RNA. RefSeq names its product AT-rich interactive domain-containing protein 3B. Gene Ontology annotation, molecular function: DNA binding. Lineage: Eukaryota; Metazoa; Chordata; Actinopteri; Centropomidae. Gene Ontology annotation, biological process: regulation of transcription by RNA polymerase II. The record is from RefSeq and is a predicted model, not a curated record. The coding region runs from base 308 to 2125 and encodes 605 amino acids. Gene Ontology annotation, cellular component: nucleus. The transcript is spliced from 9 exons.
ACGACUGAAGGGAGUUACCUCAGCGCUUUCCGAGAUAUGAGAUCGGGCCAUUUUCCUGUCGGUCCCAUUUUCUAUUAAACAAGAAAAUCACGAAAGUCACAGGGGAGAAGGAGGAAAGAAAACAGCAACAUUUGGAGAGGUCGCUCGGAAGACAGCUUAUAGCGCCUUUCUGCUCGCGGAUCAGUCGGAAUCUGCGGUGCAUGCACAGUAUUUCUCCCCCCGUGCGCGCGCGCGUGUGUGUGUUUACAAGUGUUUGAACGAGUGCCAGAAACGAGGGAAGAAGGAGGAUAAAGCCAAGGAAGGAGGGAUGGUGGACAAUUCAAGCAGUAGUAAGGCACAAAUGCCCAGCAUGUCUCAGGAGCCUGGUGUGGCCUUUCCUCAGAGCACCUCUACAGGGGGGAUGAAGCUGGAGGCAGUGAUGGAGCAGCUCCAGCGCCAACAGCAGGCCCGACUGGAAAUGGAGCGCAAGGAGAGGAAGCUGCGAGAGGCCCACAUCAUGUAUGCUCAGCAGGUUGCUGCCCAGCAGGCCAUCUUGGCGGCUGCCCGUGCUUCCGGGGCCAGCUUCAUGGGCAAAACCCUGGCCGGCGUCCCUGGUGGUGGGCUGCCCCCCCGGGUUUCCAAUCAGAGCAGUGUGGACUCGGAAAGAGAGGAUGACGAGGAUAGAGGCCGGGAUUCUGGGGAUGAGGAUGACGACAAUGAGAUGAUGGAGGGAGAUGAGGGCAGUGAUGAGGAUGAGGGAAGUGCCAGUGGUCUGGAGUUCCUCCGCAAGCAGACCCUUGCUUUGCAGCAGAGCGCCUCCCGCAUCCCAGUCCGUCCAUUUGGCAGUUACUCUGCUUCAGCCCCCCAGAGGUCUGCAUCGCCACCUGUCAGAGUAAAGCAGGAACCCGACGAGGGCCUGUCUCCUGCGGGGCCUCACUCUGCUACCUCUCCUAAUGGACAGGCAGACUGGGGCUUUGAAGAUCACUUCAGACAGAAUGGAAGUGCAAGCUGGGCGGAUGAGGCCGACAGUAGCAGAGGGAGAGGAGAGGCCUCCAGAGAUUUUGCAAAGUUGUAUGAGCUGGACAGUGACCCCAAAAGGAAGGAGUUUUUGGAUGACCUCUUCACCUUCAUGCAGAAAAGAGGAACCCCUGUCAAUCGUAUCCCCAUCAUGGCCAAGCAGGUUCUGGAUCUGUACAUGCUGUACAAGCUGGUGACAGAAAAAGGAGGCUUGGUGGAGGUCAUCAACAAGAAGAUCUGGAGAGAAAUCACAAAGGGACUCAACCUGCCUACCUCUAUCACCAGUGCAGCUUUCACCCUGCGCACACAGUACAUGAAAUACCUGUACCCGUAUGAGUGCGAGAGGAAGGGCCUCAGCUCACCAGGUGAGCUCCAGGCUGCCAUCGACAGUAACCGCCGUGAGGGUCGCCGCCCGAGCUACAGCAGCAGCCUCUUCCGCUUCUCUCCCUCUCCCAGCACAGCCCCCCACAUCCUCUCACCUCCCAAAAUGCACCUUUCAGCUCUGGGGGCUGGGACCUCAGCGGCCCUCAACGGCCUGCAGGCCUCGCCAGGACCCUCUCUGAAGAAAGAUGACCUGACCCCCUCCAUUAUGGCAGCAAGGCCCUCUAUGGCACUGGCCCUGGGUCAGCAGCAGGUUGCUGGUUUGGCAAGAGCCGCCACGCUGGAGCAGUUGAGAGAAAAGCUGGAGACCGGAGGAGAGGGGCCAGAGAGGAAGAUGGCCCGUCUGGCAGAAGAGCAGCAGCGCCUGAUGCAGCAGGCUUUCCAACACAACCUGCUGGCCAUGGCUUCCCAAAUGCCCAUGAACCUGCGCCUGGGAACCCCCGCCAUCACCACCAGAGAUGAGAAGCAGCAGGACAUGUCUCUGAGCAUCUCGACUAAUGGAAAUGCCAGCAUCACUGUCUCAGUGGAGGUUAAUGGCACAAUCUACUCAGGAACCCUGUUCGCCCACAAGUCUGGUGGGGCCCCGGGGCCUGCUGUGUCGGCUGCCACUGCUUCAGCCUCCCCCGCUGGAACCAGCACUAGCUUUGGCUUCUCUGCACCCCUGGCUCAGACCCUCAGCCCCACGUCCUCCUCCUCCUCCACCAAGGGCCCUGGCUCGGCCGAGCCAGCCCCCAGCGGGUCACCCUAACUCAGGUUGCCAUUUUGCACCUGCUCUCCCCCAGGCCUCUCUUCCACCGGGAGACCCCGCAUGAAUAUACAGUACAAUGAGAAACCGAUAAGAUUAACAAACUGUUGCACAACAAAUACCUCAUCAACCCUGUCAACCUCUUGGCUGUCCAAUCAUGAACACAGAGCCCGAGAAUAUUAUAUGACAACACGUGCCCAAACGCACAGCUAUGCAUUUUAUUCAACACACACACACAUACACGCUUUACUACACUACAAACACACAAUCAUACUCACACAGACACACAAUCUACACACAUUUGUUAAUUGUAAUGUACAUGCUAAACACAAUCAGCUCAGCCAAAACCCACUGACAGGUGUAGUCACAACUGAACUUGAAAAGAUUUAUCUUAGGACAUUUUGUUUGUUUGUUGCCAUUUUGUCGUCUUUUUGAUUUUGUGUUUUAGAAUGAUUUUGUUUUUAGUUUUUCUCUUUUUACAUACCUCAAAUCAAGUAACCUGCAGUGGUGUCUUUACCUCAGGAGGUGUAGUAUAUUUAACCUGAAUCAACUUUAUUUUUGUAUUCCUUUUGACCUAGUUGCAAUCAGGGGAAGUUGGGUAACUCUCAGCAGUGGAACCUCAUGUACAGAGCACCCACCUCACAGUGAUAGGCCUCCAACCCGGGCCGCUCAGGUUUCUUUAACAUGCUGUAGCCCCUUGCUGAACUCAAACUGGUGAAUGACCGGAUGCUGUAGAUCAGCACAUAAUAUAUAAAUACCUCAUUACAUAACUCCGCCCCCCAGGUCAGAUCACAUGAAGUCCACUAUAAAAAGGCUGGAAGUACAAACCUAAACCUCGCACAGGUCUGCACAAGCUGUCUUUAAACAAAUAGCGCACAAAGUUGGGGAAACCUACAACAAGCCCUAGCAGACCCUGAGCUCAGUUCUUCCCCCCGGCUCCUAUCUGUGUUGCAGAGCAAUAGGACUGUGGUAGGACUGCGGCAUUCUUAGCCCUGCUACAGAAACAGGUUUGAGUUUGUUGACCCUCAUUUUGUUUGUGCAUCCUUCCUCCAGCUGCAGCCACAGAGCUGCACGUCAGUCUGACGGCGGCAUCAUCAACGCAUAGUUUUCAGACCUCUUACUGGCCUCUCUGCUCUGGAGGGCACCUCUCUCAGGAAGCAAUGUGACAACUGCAAGGAAGUCUCCGAUAAUUUAAAGAGAAAAAAAAAAGGAUUCAUACCUGAAGAAUGCACAAGUCUACAUGACUGUUUUAAGAAUACCUCAUCAGACUCUCCCCAAAGGAGAGUUACACUACAUACCUCAAACGGCUGCAAAGCCAUCGAGACUUGACGCACCAACCUAUGAUGGAAAUUGUACCUGAACUGAAACUGAUGUAAACAUACUGACACACUGCUGGUGGUUUUGGGGACAAACAGAACUGGGAUGGGCUUGCUAUCUCUCUCCUCCUGUAUUUACUUGUAAAACUUGUUUUAUGUUUGCUUCUGUUUUCUUUCUUUUUUUUCUUUUUACUUUUUUUUUCUUUUUUUUUUGGAGGGGGUUUUUCAAGUUGUUGUCUGAGAAGAGUGAUAUAUCUGCAUCUUUUUCAGGGAAGAGGAAAAGAAAAAGUUAAUUCCUCACUGACACUUUGUAGGAUUGCUAACAGGUUUCCAGGUCACAUGGGGUCAAGAAACAUAAAAAUGAACGUGUUAACCUCUAAUGUGACUGCGAACUUUGAAAUCACGGUUUAACUUCUUCUUUCAUGACAGCGGCGAAAUUAUAUGCAUGUGUACAAUCAUGUGACCAGUGUUUUAACACCCUAAUCCUCUGGUUAUUGCACAGCUAGAUACCAAAGACUAGCCCAGUCACUCCUCUAGAAUGAUCCCUCAUACAAGCCUGCUCAGGCCUGCUGUGGUGCACAGCAAGGCAGGUCAAGGUCUGUUUUAGUCGGGCAAAAAUGUUGAAUCUAAUCUCACUUUAACUGAUUUUGAGUUUUUUUUUUCCUAAAGCAAGUAAAAAUAUCUUAAAGGUGACAUUAUGUAAAUUUCUUUGUUUCACAUUUUAUGGCAUGGCUUGAUUGUUGGAACGCUAUAGUGAGAAUAAGUACAUUUAAAAUUGGAUUGAAAAUCUCAAAAUCAGAUUUUGUGACAUGCACAGAUAGACAUUUUGUCAGCUAUUAACAGCUAUUUAAGUGUCAUUACCCAAAAGAGUAGCCCAGAUGCUCCAAGCUGUCUCCCUAACUUAACCCCACCCACUGUGGACGCAGGCCUUCUCAGCCAAUGGCUGGUCAGAGGCCCAUGAGUCUAAUGAUUAAGACCCACUUCCUGAUAAUCCAGAGGCAGCUGGAUUAUCUCUUCAAUUGUAAGGUAUUUUUCUCCCUUUAAAAUAAAUUCUUAGCAUUUUGAAAUACCAUAAAGGAUGAAAAAGAACUUUCUAGCUUUAUCUGUGUUGAAUGUGAGGCAUUUUAACUGUUUAGAAACCUCUUUAAGCCCAGUGUGAUCUGAGGCGGGCAGCCUUGUUGCUUUUAUUAGACUGUAUUUUAGCCAUUACGUGUCAGGUUUUGCAGACGUUUUGCAGUGCAGAUCACAGUUGAGGGUUUGAGGGGGUUUGAGGAUGGUGCUAUUAAUCCUUUUGGUGUACCCCUUCACAACCUUGUAUGACACAUAACUGUAUUUUAUAAAGGUGAGAAUUGUAGAUGCUGCCUUAAAAAGUAGUUGCUGGUGAGAUCCGGCCAGCGGAGGGUUCACUACUCUGCUGGCUGGGGGUAAAUGUCUUUCUCUUCGAGCUUAAUCCUUUGGAGAGUAAUCACUUUUUUGGGGGGAAACCAUUCAAUCAAACGUUAGACACCAGUUGUCAAAGGAGAGUUUUGCUAUUUAUUUGUUUUUAUUUUGUUUUUUUUUUCCUGGUGGACCUUGUUUUUAGUAAUGGUCAAGCUUAAUGAUUUUAGGCUGAGUUACUAAAACACCUUCUUAUUUCUAAGUCCAAACUUUCUGUUUCAUCUGCUUGGUCUAAGCAAUGGCUGUUUGAUAAUCUAGCUUCACUGCCUUUGUAUGUUUGUAUGUGUGUGCGUGGUUGUGUGUGUUUCAUGUGCAUGCAAGCAGGUUGUUCAGUACACAUAUGCCUACAGUUAUACUGAAGGUGGCGCCACUGCCAUGAUCAUUAUGGUAUCGGUGGGGAGGAGGCGCUUUCUCAAACAUGAUUUUGUUUUUGUUUUCUACAGUCUUUGCUUCAAUGGGGGAAGUUUUCUCCAUUUACAUCUGUGCAGUUCCUAGUUUGUUCAUUGGGAACUGCCCAGUACAGUCACAGUCAUUUUCAGCUGUUGAAGGGCACUUUGUGUUUUGCUGUUUAGAGAGUGGGAAGCGUUGAGGGUUGGUCAUUCACUUCCCUUCUCUAAUCUCUUGGAUUCAAACUAGAAACCCCUCCGGUCACUUCACCAACCCCCAGGCUCCUGCCACCUGACUUGUUGUGUGGAGUAGUAAUGCAGCAAGCAUGUAAACUUGCGUGUGUGUGUGUAUCAGAGAUCCCUUUCCCCCCAACCUUGUCAUACCACAUUACCUCAGGGCAGUGGGCUGUAUUCACUGUUGCGUUCUAUGUUGAAGCUGCAUUGGGGACGAGUACUGAUGCAAGCUGCAGUCACUUCGCUGAAUGCUACUUUGGUUUUUGGUGUUGCAUUUUAGGAUUUUUUUUUUUUUCUUCGUCAGUAACUGCAGGCAAAGUCUCGUCACUCAGGAAGCUGUGAAGUUGGACGUCUGCAGAACCUUUUGUCUCUCAGAUGAUUUUUGGAGUUAAUUCAGUUUUAAAUUGUUGAAAAACUAACCUGAUCUGUGUAAAAACAGGCGCAUAUGCAAGUGGUUAUCGAAUACCUCAUUUAUCAAUUUUAUGUUGUUGUUUUUGGCUUGUACAAUGCUCCGUAUAUUAAUUCAACUGUGGGGUUUGUGCAUAUUUUUGUACUGUUAUUAUUAUUAUGGACAUGAUAAUAAUGAUAUUACUGAUAUUAUAGUUUUCUCUUUGAUUAAAGUAAACAAAAAUAGGACAAAACACAUGAAUGCUUGUAAAAACUGGUUUGUGCUGAUUGUAUUUAAGAGGAGCACUUUUCCAAAGUGGUUUUCACACAUUCAGUUUUGUUCAUAUUAGUAAUAUAAAGAUAUGGUUCUCAGGGCUUUAAACUUGUAUGUCAUGAUAAAGUUUUACUUUAUAUCUUA